Molecule: messenger RNA, 4401 nt
Organism: Perca flavescens (yellow perch)
Lineage: Eukaryota; Metazoa; Chordata; Actinopteri; Perciformes; Percidae
Gene: timeless
Product: timeless circadian clock
Exons: 30
Coding region: 222-3944 (1240 amino acids)
Biological process (GO): DNA replication checkpoint signaling; replication fork arrest; DNA repair
Cellular component (GO): replication fork protection complex
Molecular function (GO): DNA binding
Source: RefSeq, a predicted model, not a curated record
UCCGCUUUCUGGGGUUUUGCUAUCUGUCUUGGCGCGAGACUUGUCUGACUCUCAGAUUUGUGAAAUAUCAGACUGAAACAACCCUAAUAAUUGAUGGAAACCUCUUCAUUUUAUACUCCAGCGGCUUCUUAACACGGAACCUGUCGAGGAACAGCGUUUAAACUAUCUGAUAAGACUAAACCGUCACCUUUAGGCAGUCUGAGUGUGUGGACUUAUUCAGGAUGAAUUGUGAGCUCUUGGCAACGUGCACUGCUCUUGGCUAUCUGGAGGGAGACACCUAUCACAAAGAAGCUGAUUGCUUGGAGAGUGUGAAAGACUUGAUCAGGUAUUUACGCCAUGAAGAUGACACUCGGGACGUCCGCCAGCAGCUGGGUGCAGGCCAGAUUGUACAGAAUGACCUUCUGCCCAUUAUCAUCCAGCAUGGACAAGACAAAGCCUUAUUUGAUGCCUGCAUCAGGCUCAUGGUCAACCUUACUCAGCCUGCGAUGCUUUGCUUUGGUAAAGUCCCUGAUGACCCAGUGUUUAGACAUCACUUUUUGCAAGUGACGUCUCAUUUACAAGCCUGUAAAGAGGCAUUUGCCAGUGAAGCGGUGUUUGGCAUUUUAAGUGAGACAUUAUACACGCUUCUACAACUGGACUGGGAGCAGAGACAGGAGGAGGAUAACCUGCUGAUAGAGAGGAUCCUGCUGCUGGUCAGAAAUGUGCUUCAUGUACCUGCCGACCCAUGUGAAGAGAAGAAAGUGGAUGAUGAUGCCAGCAUCCAUGAUAGGCUGCUGUGGGCCAUUCACAUGAGCGGUUUCGAUGACCUGAUCAAGUUCCUGGCGUCGGCCCAGAGUGAGCAGCAGUGGAGUAUGCAUGUGUUGGAAAUAAUCUCCCUGAUGUUCAGAGACCAGACACCGGAAGCUUUGGUGAGCGCCGGUCAGGCUCGUACAGCAGAAGAGAAGCACAGAGACACUCAGGAGCUGGAGGCACUGAGGGAGAAGGAGCUCGCAGCCAAACGCUCCCGCACAUUACAAAGAGGAACCAGACACUCUCGCUUUGGAGGGUCCUACGUUGUUCAAGGCCUCAAGUCGAUUGGGGACAAAGAUGUUAUUUAUCACAGAAAUGUUCAUAAUUUCAAAAACUAUACUCAUGACAUGGGCAAAGCAGUGAGACGUGUUCCCAAGAGAAAUCGACAGGCUCGGGAAUGUAAGGACAAACGUCGCUCGGCCUUAAAUGUUCGACUCUUCCUGCGAGAGUUUUGUGUGGACUUCUUGGAGAACUGCUACAAUCGCCUCAUGUACCUUGUUAAGGAAAGUCUAAUUCGAGAGCAAAGUCAGCAACAUGACGAGACGUACUACCUCUGGGCGCUCAGCUUUUUCAUGGCCUUCAACCGUGGCAACGGUUUUCGUGCUGACUUAGUUUCUGAGACCAUGUCCAUCCGUGCUUUUCAUUAUAUUGAGCGCAACAUCACCAACUACUACGAGAUGAUGCUCACAGACCGCAAGGAGGCCACGUCCUGGUCACGCAGGAUGCACCUGGCACUAAAGGCAUAUCAGGAGCUGCUGCUAACUGUAAAUGAGAUGGACCGCUCACAGGAUGAAAGCAUCCGUCAGAGUAGCAGCGUAAUUAAAAGUAACAUAUUUUACCUGAUGGAAUACAGGGAGAUUUUCUUGACCCUACUGAGGAAGUAUGAUGAAACCAGACAGCCUCACUCCUACCUCAAAGACUUGGUGGAGUCAACGCAUCUCUUCAUGCGCAUGUUAGAGCGCUACUGCAAAGGUCGCAAUAGCUUGAUGGUUCAGAAAAAGAGGGUGAAGCGAAAAAAGUCUCGAGGUCAAAAAAAGCCCUCGGCUGCAGAAACUAGUCCAGAGGCUUUGGCAGAGACCUGGAAGGUUGUGGAGGAAGAGCUGAAGGCUUCAGGGUUUCAGUUGUCAGAGUCUUUAACUGAAAGCAUUGUGCCAUUUGAUGCCACAUCUGACACUCCUCUUGAGGAGCAGCGCACUGACGCCAUGGUGCGGGUGCAGGAUGCCCUGCUGAUUCGACUGGGACCAGAAGCACUGGGGCUGCUGCGUGCUGCCAGGGAGGUGUGGCCAGAGGGAGAUGUUUUCGGUUCAGCUGAUGUGGAACCUGAGGAGGAACUGGAACUCCUGAAGCAGAUCCUGCAUGCCAACCUGCCAAGGUCAUCUCCUCCUGAGCCUGCCGUGGAGGAGGAUGAUGAUGCAGCAGAGUUAGAAGAGGAAGAGUUGCAGUCGGUCCAGGUUUUCGAAAAAGAGUUCAACUUUCUAGACUUUAUCAAGAGGUUUUCCAACCCCAGUGUCGUGCGUCCAUACCUCCUCUUAUUAAAAUCAUACUCCAAAAACACACCUCACACAAACCACUGCAUCGCUCGAAUGCUGCAUCGCUUGGCUGUCGACCUCAAAAUGGACGCCCAGCUUUUCCAGCUGUCAGUCUUCAACCUUUUCAACAAGAUCCUGAGUGACCCCGCUGCAGCUGCUUACAAGGAACUGGUGACCUUUGCCAAGUUUGUUCUGAACCGUUUCUUUUCACUGGCAGCGCAAAACAACAAGGUAUAUGUUGAACUGCUGUUCUGGAAAAAUGUGGGAGCCGUGCGUGAGAUGACUGAAGGCUACGGCAAAGACGGAGAGGGAAAGAAACCAACAUGGACUGAAGAAGAGGAAGAGGAGUUGCGCAACCUCUACGAGGAGCACCGUCAUUCUGAAGAGCCAGAUAUAGUGGAGACUCUGCUGCCAUUACUCAGCGACAGCACCCGCACUCGGCGCCAGGUAGUGACGCAGCUGGUGCGUAUGGGUCUGGUGGACAAUGCUAAAGAACUGAAGAAACAGAAGAAAGGUACCCGGAUUGUUCUUUGGACUGAGGAGCAGGAGGAGGAGCUGCAGAUGCUCUACGAGGAGUACAAAGACUCUGAUGAUGUGCUGGGUAACAUCAUGAAGAAGCUCACAGCCAAGCGCUCCCGUGCGCGUGUGGUGGACAAGCUGCUUAGUAUGGGCUUGGUGUCCGAGAGACGAGAGCUUUAUAAGAAGAGGAGUCGCAGCGCUAAAGGGACGAGCUCUGGAAAAGGAAUGACUGAAGACGAGUUCCUAGAAGGACUAACACAAGGGUUCACAGAUGAUCCUGGCGACAGAGAUGAUGAAGAUGAGGAAGAGGAUGAGUCUGAAGAGGAAGAGGAAGAGCAAGAAAGGGAAACAUCACAAAAUGGAAGAAGGAGUAGCCAAAGCCUGCACUCACCAGUAGAGAGGAGACCUGAUGUAGGCACCAUGGUGUAUGCUCUACAACAGGAAGGCAUGUCUGAACCCUUGUUGUGGCUACAGAAUUGUCUAAACAGAACAGCAAAUGACCGUCAACAAGAUGGUUUCUCCCAGGAUGUGCCACUUGUUCCUCUGAAAGAGGCAAAUGAAGAAGCCAUGGACAACAAGACCUUCCUGAGGCUGUUGCGCAAACUGGGAAUUCGAGCACCUGCAAAUGAACAGGAGACCUUUUGGAGGAUUCCAGCAAAGAUCAGUGUAUCCCAGCUCCGGAGUGCAGCUGCAGCUCUCAGUCCAAGAGAGGAGGAACCUAAAGGAGGCGAGGAGCAAGACAGCUCCAGAAGUCCAACUGGAGAAUCCCAGGAGACGGAGGUCUCAGGGGAACAGAGAGCUCAGGCUCUGAGAGCUCUGCUGCUCACACGCAAGAGGAAACACCACUCCUCGGAGCAUACAGCCCCUGUGUCAGAUUUCACUCCUGAGGAUACAGACGGUACACAUGAGAGGUCCCAGGAGACGAUCUUGACUAAAAGAAGCAGAGUGUUGGACGAUGAUGAUGAGGAGGAGAAUGAGGAUAACUCCACCACUGCAAUGGAUAUGCAAACCAGCGCUGAUGCCGAUUCAGACAGGGAGGAUAUCUCUGCUCCCGUGAAGCGUAGGCGGAAGAUGGUCUUAAUUGAUGAAGAGGACGAUGAGGAUUAGUGACUUUCUUUAAUGGACUGUAAAAACUGCAGACAGGGGAGACAUAAAAGGCCUUCUCUUUGCUUGUUGGGGGGGAAUACAGCCCUCUGGAGGUCUGCAGUCCAGCCAGCGGAAACUCUAUUAAUGGAAUACCAAACAACCCAAAGAAACAGGCCCUUAGACCGGCCCCUGGGGAUACAUAGAUCCCAUUAAGCAAUUUCAUUUUGUCAUCUCUGCCAGUCUUUUAUCUAGUCGUUCUUUUUAUCUUAGCAUUCUCAGCAUGGAUAUCAUACAGAUGUUGCUGUAUGAGAAAGAUUUAGCUCACAUUAUGUUGUCGAUAACUUUGAUCUGAAAGCUGUUAAAGGUUUCACUGUUUUGAUAAAAUUAUAGCUGCAUUUGUACUUUUUGGUCAUUUCCAUUGCUUUGGGUUUUAGAGUACAAUUAAUUUCUACUUAUUCAUAAUGAUGAUAAUAAUAAA